This is a messenger RNA of Pelobates cultripes (western spadefoot toad), 1408 nucleotides long. The record is from the annotation of a GenBank genome assembly. Lineage: Eukaryota; Metazoa; Chordata; Amphibia; Anura; Pelobatidae.
CAACAAACCCAACCAAAGCACCUUUCCUCCCAACGCCACCUUCGCCUACAGACUUCCUUGCUCCUACCUGACAAUGUUAAACUUCAGAGAUGUCUUUCCCUGAAUCCUGCCACUCUUCUGCCACUUCCCAAGGGGGGAAUUGUCUAUCAUUGGUACAGCCUGGAUAUCAACCCAGAGGUUCAAGCAGACCUACAGUUGCCUGUACUUACACCUCCACAUGAUGAACAACCAGAGGCCCUACUCCACUGCACAUUGUGGUUUAGGGAUGUACCAAGCCCUGACAUGAACUAUGAAGAAGAACUAUUCCAGCUCAAAGAAAUUCAAAUUUCCCUGACUGAUUUAUUCUGGGACUCUACAGGUACAAUGCUUGUCUUAGUUUGCCUCCCAGAGAAUGUAACACACCUCUAUCACCACUGGGAUACAGCUAUUCCACACAUAUCUCUCACCAGAUCCCUCAACACCUCAUGGAAAGACCUAGGCCCGAUGGCCAGAACAUGGAACCAAAUGACUCAAACACAAUUAACUUCUGCAGGGAUCAAUAAAAAGACCAUUGAUUACUGCACAACAGGGUACCCCAGGUACCACACAGAGGCCUGUGAGGACCCACUUACCACGGAUUGUGACUUCAUUGAUAUCCCCCAUGACUGUUUUGAACAAAUGAAAAUGGAAACUACACACCUACCAACUGUUUAUGAAGCUGCAUUACUUAAUCCGGAUCAAACAUUAUUUGUGGAUGGCUCAAGAUUUGCUGAUGAACAAGGACAGUAUCACACUGGAUAUGCAGUCACCACAGGAUGUCAAGUAUUACAAGCAGCUGCUCUACAACCAACCAAGUCUGCCCAAGAAGCAGAGUUAACAGCUCUGACCGUGGCUUGCAAACUGUCUGAAGGUCUACGUGUCAACAUUUAUACGGACUCAAGAUAUGCCCUGGGAGUGGCACACGACUUUGGUUUAAUUUGGAAGACCAGAGGAUUUCUUACAGCUACUGGUACUCCAGUAAAACAUGGGGCAACCAUUGCAGAACUAAUGGAUGCAUUGGAACUUCCAGCAGAAGUGGCAGUAUUGAAAGUAAAAGCCCACGGAAAAUUGGAUACAGAAGAAGCACGUGGAAACCACUUGGCUGAUCAGGCAGCUAAAGAGGCAGCGCGGCAAGGAUGGGAAGUGGACAGAAGAGUGACCACAGAUGCAUUACCUAUCUACACUAUGCAAACAUUGCCUACUGACCUCAGGCUCCUGAAGGAACUACAAGCUGCUGCCACCCCACAGGAGAAACAAAGUUGGAAGAACAAAGGAGCUGUACUCCGUGAUGAUGUUUACACUAUCAAUCUCAAGUUUUGCCUACCCAGAAACAUGUAUCCAGCGGUGGUCCAAUGGGCCCAUGGGCCAGCCCACCUGUCAAAACUCCUGA